Nerophis lumbriciformis (worm pipefish) is the source of this 5329-nucleotide messenger RNA. Lineage: Eukaryota; Metazoa; Chordata; Actinopteri; Syngnathiformes; Syngnathidae. The record is from RefSeq and is a predicted model, not a curated record.
UUAGUUCUAUUUAGUUCCACCUGUGUCCCUCCUUCAGUGCUUCAUCAUUCCUUUGGACACUGAGGCAAACUGGACCGUUUGUCUUCACAGUGAGUAAUACUUUUGUCUUUUUCCCUUGCAUUCUGCUGCUUUCAAUUGUAUUUUGCUGCUUUCAAUUGUGUGCUUUUGCUGCUUUCUAUUGUGUAUGUGUUGCUUUGCUGUGACAGUGUGGCCCCGCACUGCACAUGUGUUAGGAACACAACACGAACAAACAACACACAUUCACACUUGAGUCAGGGACAAAACAUGCAGUUAACAAACAAAUGACAAGCUGUCACUCACCGUGGCUCUCUACUGCUGGUUAAGAGAGUCAAGGUGGGGCUGAGUGUUCGAUGCAGGUGAACACACCUGAUUAGGCCCAAGUUGGGCCGAACUAUGGUUGUCAAAAGCUGGGUGUUGGAAGUAUUAUGUGAAUACUUCUAGACUUGUGAUGGUGUAUUUACUAUAAGAUCUCUGUCUUGACCAGGAGCUCAGGUCUCCAUGCAUCACCAAACAUCUGCGGAGAUGUUGGUGCUUGGUUUGUUGUUGUUGUUGUUGUUGUUGACACUUUGGGGUUUAAACAAAUGCAAAGUGUUUGCCAUCCUUGGUUUGGAAGUCAGGUUUACAAUGGCUACAUUACCUUCGCCUGAGGCGGGGUGUGUUGCUGCUUUUAUAGAUUUCAAUAUUUCUGUCUUUGUCCUCUACAAAGUCAGUAUUUGGUUGUCAUUUUGGGGACGGCGUGGUGUCGUUAAGUGAGGAUUCCUGGUUCGAUCCCCACCUACCAACCGUGUUGUGUCCUUGAGCAAGACACUUCACCCCCUUGCUCUUGCUCCCUGAUGGGUCGCGGUUAAGGCCUUGCAUGGCAGCUCCCGCCAUCAGUGUGACUGUGGAAAUGGUGUCAAAGCGCUUUGAGUUCCUUGGAGGUAGAAAAGCACUGGCUUUCCCCGUUCCUCACCGGAUCCACUUUAAAAUCCUCCUCCUCACCCAUAAAGCCCUCCCACAACCAGAUCCCCUGCUUCCCCGCCAUACCCCUUCACGCAGCCUACGCUCCUUUUGAUGCCAACCUCCUCUCCCCACCACUCAGAACCAAGCUGCUCCCACCCUCUGGAACAUUCUUCCCACCUUCAAAACACCUUUUCAGAUCUGCUUUUAACCAAUGAUUAGUGUUCUGUGUCUUGUAAUUGUCCUGUAUUAUGUAUUUUACAAUGUACGGCUUUUAUAUUUCCUGUAUUUUAUAUUAUUACUUUAAACUGUUUUCAUAUUUUAAUUUUUUCUCCUGUAAAGCGUCAUUUUAUUAUUACCGUAUUUUUCGGACUAUAAUUCGCAGUUUUUUUUCUAUAGUUUGGCCGGUGGUGCUACUUAUACUCAGGAGCGAUUUUUGUGUGAAAUUAUCCACACAUUACCGUAAAAUAUCUAAUAUUUAGCUCAUUCACGUAAGAGACUAGGCGUUUAAGAUUUCAUGGGAUUUAGUGAUUAGGAGUGACCGAUUGUUUGGUAAACGUAUAGCAUGUUAUAGUUAUUUGAAUAACUCUUACCGUAAUGUUACAUUAACAUACCAGGCACAUUCUCAGUUGGUUAUUUAUGCCUCAUAUAACGUACACUUAUUCAGCCUGUUCACUAUUCUCUAUUUAUUUUAAAUUGCCUUUCAAAUGUCUAUUCUUGGUGUUGGGUUUUAUCAAAUAAAUUUCCACAAAAAAUGCGACUUAUACUCCAGUGUGACUUAUACUCCGGAAAAUACGGUAUUAUUAUUAUUAUUAUUAAAGUAUAACCCAUUUAUUUACAAGGUCAAUGUUGUGUGGCUUUGGUCAAAGUCAAUAUGUGUUUGGGGUCUGGUCAUUUACAAAGUCAAUAUGCAGUGAUUCCCCCAGAAAGUUUGUUAGCUAAGGUGUUGUCACUAUAGGGGGAGGGGGCGUCACCCGGGACAGGCUGCAGGACAGGGAGGUGAGUGAGUGGGUGGAUGGGUGGGUGUAAGGAACAGUGUAACUUGGCCUGUCUUCACCUCAUCGCUUGAUGUUAGUGAGUCUAAAUUGUCAGAUGAUGGCUUCUCUGAUGUCUCUUCUUUAUCUGAACGUGGUCUUCUACUGCAUUCAGCAACUUUGUCUCGAUUGGAAGUAGGGCUGCAAUUAACUAUUAAUUUGAUAAUCGAUUAAUAAUCGGAUAAAAGACAAACCACAUUUCUGUCCUUUCCAGUAUUUUGUUGGGGAAAAAAAUGCCUACUGGCACAUUUUGAUUGUUUCUCAACUGUUUGUACAUGUUGCAGUUUAUAAAGUUUUAUAAAAAAAAUAAAUUGCACAUAGCAUAGAUCCAACGAAUCGAUGACUAAAUUAAUCGCCAACUAUUUUUAUAAUCGAUUAGUUGUUGCAGCCCUAAUUGGGAGUUAGUCUGUCCUGCUUCUGGCUGAGUUUUGCCAUAGUGGAAAAAAAAAUCAUUUAUAAGGAUUUUCACAAACAAACAUUCAAUAAUCAUGAAUACAUUAUUUGGGAUAAACCCACUUUAGCACAGGUGUAAGAUAGUGACAUGUUAUUUACAACAUCGUCUGGGAAACCAUGUGUGUCAAAGCACUUAAUCGAGGUAUUUUAAUUUUGACAGAAAAUAUUGAAUGCAACUGCAGUUUUACUUAACUCUAUUAUUUAUUACAAGAAACUACUCAAAGCAUUUUUAAUACAACCCUAUUUUUAAAUUUGAAUGAGUGUGAAUGUUGUCUCUGUGUUGGCCCUGUGAUGAGGUGGCGACUUGUCCAGGGUGUACCCCGCCUUCCGCCCAAAUGCAGCUGAAAUAGGCUCCAGUGACCCCAAAAGGGGGAUGGGUUUUAUUUGGUGUCUGGUCAGGUCCAUUACAAGGUCAACAUGUAUUUAAUUUGUCCUCAUGGUUUUGGUCAACUACAAGGUCAACAUUAUGUAUUUUGUGUCCUCAUGGUUUUGGUCAACAUGUAUUUAAUUUGUGUCCUCAUGGUUUUACUUGGGGUCAGGUCAACUACAAGGUCAACAUGCAUUUCAUUUGUGUCCUCAUGGUUUUACUUGGGGUCAGGUCAACUACAAGGUCAAUAUGUAUUUAAUUUGUGUCCUCAUGGUUUUACUUGGGGUCAGGUCAACUUCAAGGUUAACAUGUAUUUAAUUUGUCCUCAUGGUUUUGGUCAACUACAAGGUCAGUAUUAGAAUGUCCGCCCUGAGAUCGAUAGGUUGUGAGUUCAAAUCCCGGCAGAGUCACACCAAAGACUAUAAAAAUGGGACCCAUUACCUCCCUGCUUGGCACUCAGCAUCAAGGGUUGGAAUUGGGGGUUAAAUCACCAGAAAUGAUUUCCGGACGCGGCCACAGCUGCUGCCCAUUGCUCCCCUCACAUCCCAGGGGGUGAUCAAGGGUGAUGGGUCAAAUGCAGAGAAUAAUUUUGCCACACUGUGUGUGUGUGAGUGUGAGAGAGACAAUCAUUGGUACUUUAACUUUAACUAUUUUGUGUCAUGGUUUUGGUCAACAAGUAUGUAUUUUGUGUCCUCAUGGUUUUGGUCAACGACAAGGUCAAUAUGUAUUUAAUUUGUGUCCUCAUGGUUUUAUUUGGGGUCAGGUCAACUACAAGGUCAGUAUGUAUUUUGUGUCCUCAUGGUUUUUGUCAAGUACAAUGUCAGUAUUUUGUGUCCUCAUGGUUUUGGUCAACUACAAGGUCAGUAUGUAUUUUGUGUCAUGGUUUUGGUCAACAUUAUGUAUUUUGUGUCCUCAUGGUUUUGGUCAACUACAAGGUCAGUAUGUAUGUAUUUUGUGUCAUGGUUUUGGUCAACUACAAGGUCAGUAUGUAUUUUGUGUCCUCAUGGUUUUGGUCAACAUGUAUUUAAUUUGUGUCCUCAUGGUUUUAUUUGGAGUCAGGUCAACUUCAAGGUCAGUAUGUAUGUAUUUUGUGUCAUGGUUUUGUUCAACAUGUAUGUAUUGUCCUCAUGGUUUUGGUCAACUACAAGGUCAGUAUGUAUUUUGUGUCCUCAUGGUUUUGGUCAAUAUGUAUUUAAUUUGUGUCCUCAUGGUUUUAGUCAACUACUUGGUCAACAUGUAUGUAUUUUGUCCUCAUGGUUUUGGUCAACUACAAGGUCAGUAUGUAUUUUGUCAUGAUUUUGGUCAACUACAAGGUCAGUAUGUAUUUUGUGUCCUCAUGGUUUUUGUCAAGUACAAUGUCAGUAUUUUGUGUCCUCAUGGUUUUGGUCAACAUGUAUGUAUUUUGUGUCCUCGUGGUUUUGGUCAACUACAAGGUCAGUAUGUAUGUAUUUUGUCCUCAUGGUUUUGGUCAACUACAAGGUCAGUAUUUUGUGUCCUCAUGGUUUUGGUCAACAUGUAUGUAUUUUGUGUCCUCGUGGUUUUGGUCAACUACAAGGUCAGUAUUUUGUGUCCUCAUGGUUUUGGUCAACAUGUAUGUAUUUUGUGUCCUCGUGGUUUUGGUCAACUACAAGCUCCUCUUUCCCAUAACUAACUCAAUUGUAGGUUCUCUUUUGGUCUCAUCCCAGAAAACCCGAUGGUCCUCCAUCAGCUGGAUGAGCUUGUGCAUCUUCCUCAGACAUCUCAUCUUCUACCUUGGCCUCCAAACCUUCAACAAGUUGCCUGAUUUAUAGUUUUGGUUGCUGGGUUGUGUGUUUUGACUCUUCGUGUGUGUCCAGUAUGUCCUUCACAAAGCUAUGGCUGAUUUCAGUAGGUGGUUUUUCAUCCUCAAGAAUAGGUAUUUAGUGUGUAUCCUCAAAACAAGUCUUCAGAAGAUUAGGACCAUUAGGGUCUUGGGGAUUUUCUAACUCCACUGACAGUUGGUCCUCCUGGUCUCCUAUGGGCGUUCCCUCUCCGCUGCGGGCGUGCCUCUGCAAGAGAUCUGCAAUCAACACACCUGCCCGUGAUGAGGGACCAGCCUUCAUAAGCCAGCGUGUCUUAAGAUCCGGUGCUAGAACGUAGCUUCUUGUACCCAGAACACUUCCCGUUGUCCUUCCUCGUCCUCGAGCUGUGUCUCGUCUACCUGGACCCCCUUUGGAUUCCCUCUUCUUCCUGGACUUCGACCUCACGCCUGCCCACUGACCACGACGCCUCGCUCCUGCCCUCUGAUGUCCGAGCCUUUGUUUUCCCCUUUUGGACUUCCGCCUCGAUCUUAACACCCACACAACACCCUCUGGUGACCACGCUCAGAUAAUACUUACACAUAGUCACACUACAUCUCUUUAAGCUAAUCACACACUGCACUCACAUACUGAGCUGUCAAUAAACACGCUAACAGCUAACGACGUCAUCGCCUCUCUGCAGUCUUCUUCUCCCGCUGUCCCGUCAUACAAUGUUGUAUAUUCUUUCAUUCGUUCGU